AUGGCCUGUGCCGAGGCGAUCCAUGAGAACAACCUAAGCCUAGCGGAUGUACUAAUAAGUGACAUAAGAAGAGUUACAGCUUCACAAAUUGGAAGAGCAAUGAAGAAAGUGGCUACUUAUUUUGCAGAUGCUUUGUAUUAUAAGAUUCACAGAUUGAUUCCACAAGAUAUUGUUGAAUCCUCCUAUUCCAAGGACCAACUCUUGCAUAUGAGCUUCUACGAUAGCUGCCUCUUAGUCAAAAUCGCCCACUUCAUUGCCAAUCAAUCAAUUUUGGAGACCUUCGCCGAUUACAAGAGAGUACAUGUAAUUGAUUUCAGCUUGAAUCAAGGUUGGCAAUGGCCGGCACUUUUACAGACUCUCGCUUUGCGUCCUGGCGGUCCACCUGCUUUUCGGCUCUCGGGAAUCGGUGGCCAACCUCAGCCUGAUGACAGUACCGAUCCUUAA
Solanum stenotomum is the source of this 444-nucleotide messenger RNA. Its product is annotated as DELLA protein GAI-like. The coding region runs from base 1 to 444 and encodes 147 amino acids. Gene Ontology annotation, cellular component: nucleus. The record is from RefSeq and is a predicted model, not a curated record. NCBI's taxonomy places the organism in Eukaryota, Viridiplantae, Streptophyta, Magnoliopsida, Solanales, Solanaceae. Gene Ontology annotation, molecular function: DNA-binding transcription factor activity; sequence-specific DNA binding. Gene Ontology annotation, biological process: regulation of seed dormancy process; negative regulation of seed germination; response to abscisic acid. The transcript has a single exon.